AUAUCUGGUUGGAACAAUCGUUGCGCGAAUCAAUGACUGUAAAAGACCUGGCCAAUGUUGUUUACAAAUGAAAAUAGACUUGUUGGCAAGGUGACACGAUUUGUUGAAUUGCUUAUGUAAUAAGCAUUGUCAAGCAAAUAUACUCUUGAUUGGUUCGAUUUCAUACGAUUCAACUUGCAAGCAACACUGAUCUACAUAGCAAUUACGACGGAGUGAAGAGAAAACUCUCCUGUUGCUAUGUCCAUUGGGUCUCCAGCAAUGACACCUCACGUCGGCCUGGAAGGUCUGUUUGCAGACUAUACCGCAGGGCUGUAGGCAGAAUAACAGGCAAAAAGGAUAAACAACAAUUCAACGACAGUUAUUUAUUUGAUCUGUGUGACAAGAGCGCGAGGAGAGGAGCAUUUCAAGGACUCGCAGUCAUUGACGUAGCGAUAGAAGUUUGUAAUGACCCAAUAUGUCAAGAUUCGUUAACGCAGAGGAACGAAAGAUCACUUUUGGGGAGGGAACAACGAUCAAAGAUGUCCAGGAAGCACUACAGUGCGGAACUAGGUAUGACACGAUCGAGUUCGUCAAAUGCAGUGAACUCCCGGAGGAUGAAUUCCACGAAGUAUUUCCAAUGGUCAACAAGGACUUACAGACUCUUAUUAUUGUCAAAACCCCAUGGAUCAAUGACGAGACAAUGGAGCUGUUCACUGCCUAUUGUCAUAAAAUAAAGAAGUUUCAUAUGAUUGGUCGCCUGUCUAAAAUCACUCGUGUCGGAAUCGAAUCGAUUGGCCGGAAUUGCUCAGAAAUCGAAUCCGUAUCAAUCAUUUUCACCGACGAUGACGACGAUCAAGGAGGCGACUCGAUCAACGAGAAAAAACAUAAAUGGACAUUGGAUAAUCAGAUUUUUCCUGCCCUUAUUAAUAACUCGUCAGCCCGAAUUAAACAUUUUGCUUUGUGUGGAUUUACAUCGAUAACAUUUGACGCCUUGAGGAAAUUUUUAGACCAUCUGAAAAACAGUUUAGUUUCUCUUGAUUUCAGCAAUCUUUCUAUUAUUGAUGACAGUGCCCUUGAGCAAAUUGGUCGCCAAUGUAGGGCGCUGUUGUCUUUCAAGGUGAAUAACUGCCCCAAGAUUUCUCACCAUGGAGUCAUUGCACUCGUAUCGCAAGGACUUAUGCUGCACGAUUUAGAGGUUGCUGGUUCAGAGCACUUGACAGAUGCAGCAACCAACGCUGUAGCCAAUCAUUGCCCGACGCUGAAAUCUAUCAAACUUGACUACGGUAUUAAACUUACUGAAACGUCGCUACGCAUCUUGGCUCAGCACUGUAAGGACCUAGUGCGUAUCAGUAUGCGCGGGACUGGGAUCCGGGUCAUUCCCUUGGAGAUCGCAAAAUUGCCUAAACUCGUUGAAUUGAAUGUUAGCGGGUGCAGGGAACUAAACUUCCCAAGUCCUCAUAUCAUAGAAGAAGGCCUAGACGCCAUUAUAGAAAAUCUUUUAGAAUGCAAUAUUACUAAAAGAGUACGGAUAAUGUUUGUCGGAAGUCAGCAGAGUGGCAAAUCAAGCAUUAUCAUGUCACUACAAUCGCUGACCGGGAAUGUUGCUGAUAGCCAAACGCUUGGUAUCCCUGUGCGAACAUGGCUGCCAUUCAAGGACCGAAAAUCAGGAGUUCCCAAAGCACUGAAGAAGGCAAUAGAGAGGAACUUGACUAUUGAAGAAACUGGCUUAUCUUUGGAGAUUUGGGAUUGCGCAGGACGAAAGGCAUUGCAAGGAAUCCAUCCAUUGUUCAUGGGUCCGCGAUCUUUGUAUGUUGUCUGCUUCAAUGUUGCCAUGCACAGCAGCAUAGAAAAAGUGUACCAAUGGGUUAAUACGAUUCAAGCAAAGAACCCUGGAGCGCCGAUCAUUAUUGUCGCAUCUCACAAAGAUUUGGCUAAAGAUGAAAACACUCUGAAGUCUAUUUGCUCAGGCGUUAUGACUCGCUUAAAGGAGAUGGAAAUUGAAAAUGUUCGUCGAAUCAGACAAAACCUAGAAUCAAUACAGGAUAUGAGCGAGGAGGGUCUGAUCAAAGCCAGAAAGGAUACUUUAAGAAUGAUGUUGGAACAACGACCAAUAAUACAUAAAAAUGUGGUUGCUGUCAGCUCAAUUAACGAACAGGGAAUCGCAGAGCUUCGCAAACUGCUAGUGGAGAAAGCACUGAACACAGAUCUUUUCCCUGCCUAUAACUUGAACAAGGGCUCGGAACAACUUUGUGUCGAGUUGCUGAGGCUGCGGCAGCAGAGCCUCAUUGUACAGACACUGACAGAUUUCAAAAGACGCGCCAAAUAUGUUGGAAUAGAAAACGAGGCUGUUUUGAAGAAAAUCAUGGAGGAUUUGAAUAUGGUGGGUUGUAUUAUGAGUUUCAAUUAUCCACGGCAUCUAACUCCGGAUAACGAACAGAUCAUUUGCAUUGACCCAGCAUCCCUUGCGAACACAAUGGCUGGCAUUUAUCGUAACGAGGACAAUCCUCAGGACUUGGUAAACCUCUUACAGAGAGGUGGUCACGUGGAUACAUUCUGGCCCAAUGCGAAGCCGAACGAUUGGACCUUGCGAGGCGCGUUCACAAACAUCACCCAUAAUGGCAUGAUUAGAGAAACGAUUAUACCAUUGUUGCUUCAUCUCAGUCUUAUACACCAAGGACAAUUAGAUGAAGACCAGGCCAAACUCCUCAUCAAAGUCAUGGAAUGGUUGGUUAUCCUUGUAAGCGGUGCCCCCAACGCCAGCUAUGACGUUGAGCUGAUUCUGACCAACUACAAAAACUUGUCUGUUUACAAAAGAUACUUCAUGCCAUUUCAAGGAAAGCUCCCAGUUAUACCCCAGGUCAAUGCCUGGCUACCUACAUGCCCAGAGACCCAGCUCGAAAUUGGAUGGCGGUUCCGUUUCUUCAAGCCUAUAUCCCAUUCCUUCUUCAUUUCAUUGGUAUCAGCAAGCACAAUGGCACUGAGGUCAAGCGAGACACUUAGCUACUGGCAAUCAGGGGCCUACCUGCGUGUUGGUGACGUUGAUAUAUCCGUUGUCCAGGGAAAGAAUUCAUUGGAUGUUGAUGUGAUGGCUAGGCCUAAGUACGUCAAAGGACACAACAGGCAGGCGUAUAACAUGGGCUGGUGCUUUCUAAGCCGCUAUCUAUAUGUCAUACAGACAAUUCUGUGUACCUACCCUGCUAUUUAUUACGAAGUGUAUGUUUACAAUGUGAAACUCGAUCAGUGGAAAUUGAUGCCACAAGUCGUGGAAGCAUACCUAAGAGGCGAUAUUUCUAAGGAUCUAUCACUGCAGAUGAUCCCUGUACCAACUGAAGAUAAAGCAGGACAAAGAUCGAAAAUUCCUCAGGAUAUUUGUGAUUGGCUGAUGGAUUGCUCUGCUCAUUGUGUGAUUUACAUCAACUAUGACGCUGACCACUAUAACGAGGUUCGCUGUCUUCUCUACCACAUCGAAAGCGCGGGUUAUGUCUGUGUUUGUCAGCACGAAAUUGUUGAGGAUAAAAGAAGCGAGUGCUUUGAUAGAGCUGGACUAAUUUUGCUGCUUCUUACCAACAAGUACCUUGAAGAAAAGAACUUCGACACUGUAAGGUUGGCACUUGAACGUUCGAAAAAAGUUGUUGUGGCUACAUUGGAGAUCGUGCCAGAACUCGAGAAACACGAGUUGUACCCGUUGAUCGAUAAGCUCCCGCGAAUAGACAUAACAGAGGGUACCGGUUUUGGGGCCAAUUACCAAGUUAACAAGCAACAAGCGAAGUCGUUGGUCGAGGCAUGUCAUGUCAGUUUGUUCGAUACUGGGGACCUAGAAGAAAUUACUGAGUCGUAUUACCCGCACGAGGACGACAACAAGUAUCAAGGAAAUCACAGUGGAGGUGGAUACCCACCAAACAAUUUUUCAGACGCACAGAAGAAGCGUUCUGUUCACUUCAAUGAAAUUGGCAGCGUGAACGGUCCGAUGGAUGAGGAAGAAGAAAUCCGCCGCGUUGCUGCGUCAGCUGUUGCCGCGGCAGUCGCCGCUGCAACCGCUGAGCAUGUAGCGAAGCAAGCGAAUCCGACAAUGGGUGCAAAAGCUGCCGCAAUGGCGUCCAAAGUUGGGGCUGCUGUGGCAAAAGGAGACUCGGAUGCCGCCGCAAAGGCAGUUAUUGCGACAGCUCAAGCAGUCGACGAAGUUGUUGCGUUAGCGUCAUCAAGGGCGCCCACUUCAACGCCCCGAUCCACGGGUGGUGCCAACGGUACAAUAGCACCAGCACACGAAGUUCAUUCACCGCCUAAAAGCUCGACAUGUACUAUAUUAUAGCAAUAGAUGACGUUUAAAUAAAGAUAUAUGCAUCAAUCCCGCCGAGGUUGAAGACAGAUCUCAUAUGUUGAUGCGUUUAAACAAUGAAGGAAGAGUGGAUGAGAAAAUCAUGUGAUUAUGGUGUAAUUUUAACACUUAUAUACCUCCACCCCGUUUGUCGCAACCAAUUUUGAUCGCGAUUAUUCCAAUUUUGUUGCUUUUAUACGGGCUAUUUGUUUAUGACAUUCAGUGGCGAAUUCAAUGUCAAAUGCUCUAAAACCACCUCCAUUCCCCCCUUAUCUAGUGUUCAAUGCCCCUUCCCUACUCUACCCCCAUUAGCUAGACUAGUCCACUUUUUUAAGACUCUGGUCUAUUUUCAAGGUAAAGAAUUUGACACAAAAAAUGCCCCCCCCCUCCUCCUCUCUAUCACCAGAUGCCCCCAUCCACGAUGUAUCUGCCUAUAAUACGCCAAUGAUCAGAGAUUUAAAUGCAUUGUGUUAAACAAUGAACUUACUUUGUAUAUUGAAGGGUUUGAAAACUGAUUUCCAUUAAUAGAUAUAGAAAAGUAUGACUACUAACAACAUCGUCAACGUAAGAUCAACGUGCGAAUAAUUUUUGCUAACAGGAUGUACAGUGACAAGCUCUUUAGCGGACGACUCAGUGUCCUCUGUCCUAACGUUCUUUGUAAGAGGCUUCGUCUGCAGAAAUGAAACUAAACAAAAUCGCAAAUUUCUUAUUUUGGAUCUCCGUUAUCUGGUAUCCUUUAUCGGGAGAUGUCCUAAUGGAGAUAUCUUUGUUGGAGGUUUUACUUUUGCAAUGACAAUUGUUGUGGCGCAGACCGGUAGGAAUCCCCCUCCCCACCAACUCAUGUUAAAUGAUACAUUCCGGAUAACAUGUACAUCCAAGAGGCAUUAACAACCAUCCACCGUAAUUUUGAUGACAUUAUGUUCUAGAUUUAGCUGCUGGAAAAAGGUUUAGCCUUCGUUGUCCUUUUUUCUUCGAGACAAUUCUGUUAGUGUCCCAAAACACCUAAGAUGCAGCCAUUGCACUUCCAUUCCUCUUUUUUAUCAGAUCGUGAAUUUUUUGUUUAAAGAUUUCCCUUCUGGGAUGAAACUAUUACUUGAAUUUCAAAUUUAAAAGAUGGAGUUGGAGGAAACAGAAUUCAACGGGGUUAGGUCGUUAUGCAUAGUAGCAGUUUUUCGGUCUUUUUUCAGUAUAUUAAGUCCAAGCAGAAAAUUGCCAGAAACUAUAAUGAAAAAAUCAAUGAAACACCUUUAUGCAUUCAGAUAAGCUUUAAAAAUAUUCGUCUGAUCAGCGCCUGAUAACUUAUUUGAAAGAUUCAGCGGCAAUCGUCAUCUACCCCUAAAAUCAAGGGUACAGCUCCCCCUAAGUCACGGAAAGAAUCCCUCUUCCCCAACCCCCUGAUGCGGCUACCAUAUUUUUCCAUCAUUGGUAGAUAAUGCCUCUUGAUUGAUGAGUUCACUGUAGAUAUGUAAAUGUUGAAGUGUUAAAGUGUAAUUAUGGAUGAUAUGCAGAUAACAAAAGGUCGAAUAAAUCAUAAUAUAAAUUUGUUGUUACUGACCCGGAAUUAAAAAGAAAUGAUUAUUUCAUCU
Molecule: messenger RNA, 5880 nt
Organism: Rhopilema esculentum
Lineage: Eukaryota; Metazoa; Cnidaria; Scyphozoa; Rhizostomeae; Rhizostomatidae
Biological process (GO): SCF-dependent proteasomal ubiquitin-dependent protein catabolic process
Cellular component (GO): SCF ubiquitin ligase complex
Source: RefSeq, a predicted model, not a curated record